Messenger RNA from Effrenium voratum, 828 nucleotides. The record is from the annotation of a GenBank genome assembly. NCBI's taxonomy places the organism in Eukaryota, Dinophyceae, Suessiales, Symbiodiniaceae.
AUGUCCGCAUAUCUGCGUUUCGCCGCCGUCCUUCUUCUGGCGCUGAUCGCCAUCGCCCCCGCCAACGCGGCGGAGAAGCGUUUCCUUCUGGCCACCACCACAUCGACCGAGAAUUCCGGCCUUCUGGAUGCGAUCAUCCCGCAAUUUGUGGCCGAAACGGGCAUUGCCAUCGAUGUCGUCGCGGUCGGCACCGGGCAGGCCCUGGAAAUGGGCCGGCGCGGCGAUGCCGCCGCUAUCCUGGUUCACGACCGGAUCGGCGAGGAUGCGUUCGUCGCCGCCGGUCACGGCUCCGACCGCCGCGACGUCAUGUACAAUGAUUUCGUCAUCAUCGGCCCUCGGGACGACCCCGCCGAUCUGGCCGGAGCGUCGGACACGGCGCAGGCUAUGACGAGGAUUGCCGACAGCGGCGCGGUGUUCGUCUCCCGCGGCGACGACAGCGGCACCCACCGCAAGGAACUGCGCCUGUGGGCCGAGGCGGCGCUCGAUCCGGCCACGUUCGGCGCCUGGUAUCGCGAGGCGGGUGCCGGCAUGGGCCAGACCAUCCUGACGACCACGCAGAUGGGCGGCUACACCAUGACCGACCGGGCGACCUGGGUGAAGUUCGGCCGCAAGGACGGUCAUGUGAUCGUCUUCGAGGAAGACCCGCCCCUGUUCAAUCCCUAUGCCUCGAUCGUCGUUACCAACGAAGCGGUUCCCGCCGACGAAACCAGAUGGGCCACCCGAUGGCACGAAUGGCUGACCAGCGAGACCGGCCGCGAUGCGAUCCGGGCCUACACCGUCGAUGGCCAGCAGCUCUUCUUCAUCGCCGGCGACGAAGAGGCGGGCUGA